Messenger RNA from Xenopus laevis (African clawed frog), 2111 nucleotides. It is a transcript of the gene pgap2.L, whose product is annotated as post-GPI attachment to proteins 2 L homeolog. The record is from RefSeq and is a predicted model, not a curated record. The transcript is spliced from 5 exons. NCBI's taxonomy places the organism in Eukaryota, Metazoa, Chordata, Amphibia, Anura, Pipidae. The coding region runs from base 1 to 774 and encodes 257 amino acids. Gene Ontology annotation, biological process: GPI anchor biosynthetic process. Gene Ontology annotation, cellular component: endoplasmic reticulum membrane; Golgi membrane.
AUGUACAGGAUGGUUCCUAUAUCCAUGGCCCCUGAUCGCGGGGCCAACUCCCUCGUCUCUCUGAGAUUCACCACAUUUGCUGUGAGCACAGUCUGCCUGCCAUUGUUUGCCUUCCUCUUCUGCAUCGUCUGGUCCCUCCUCUUCAACUUCAGCGAGACGACUGAGACCCACUGCCAUGUUCCAAACUACCUGCCCUCUGUUAGUGCUGCUAUUGGGGGAGAGACUCCUCAGAGAUACUUAUGGCGCCUGUGCAUUGGACUACACUCUGCCCCUCGAUUCCUUGUGGCCAUGGCGUACCUAAAAUAUUAUCAGGGCACCCCCUGCUCCAACCCCUAUUACCCGCGGCUUUGUCACAUCAACUUCCUGCUGAAUUCCUGCGAAAUCUUCUUCCUCAUGCUGCUCACUUACGUCUCCUCAUCGGAGAAUCACGAGGUCCAUAAGUUGGGUUUCAUGUCCUUCAUGUUCUUCUCGCUGGGAUACAUGUUUGUGACCUGCACACUAUGGCGUAUGACUCGCAAGUGGUCUGGGAGCCCGGAGGAGCGGACAUCCUAUGCCUGGAAGAAACGUCUCUUUGGCUUUUACUUGCUCAUGUUUCUGGCGUCCAUUGUGGUUUACAUUUGGCACAAUAUGUACUGUGAGCCUGGAGUCUACACCCUCUUUGCUUUCCUGGAGUACCUGGUGGUGCUGUCCAACAUGGCGUUCCAUAUGACGGCCUGGUGGGACUUUGGGAAUAAAGAACUGAUGAUCUGCUCGCCGGGGGACAAGCGCAUCUGAGUGGAUGGAAUAUCAUUUGUUACCUUUCCACUCACCUGUGCCCCCACAGAUGCACGGACAGUACCCUCCUAGCCCUUCAGGGGCACAUAGAGGCAGAGAGGAUUCUGGGUGCCACCCAGCCAAUAAUAAAAAUAGAACUUGAGGUGCAGAAUGAUGAUUCUGGGACCAUUUCAUACUGUGUGGAGACAAUCGCUGUGCUCAUUAGUGAGAAAUGAUUCUUUAAUUUAUGUUGUUUGGUUCUUUAUAUAUUUUAUUAUAUUGAUAUUAAUCUGCUGACAUAGCCUUGCCUUGGGCUAAAUUUUCCAGCACUAAUUGAGGGUGUGACUGGGUGCUGGGUCCAGUCCUCUGUAAAUGGGUAAUUUUAAAAAAAAAAGAAUGAACAGCUCCAAAGUAGUAGUUACGAACUGCAAGUGUUUUUUUUUAUUAGCAGUGUAAAUACACUAUGUUUUGGGUCAAGCCCUUUCUCAAGUGGGUCCAGUCCUCUGUACUAACAGACCUGGUGCUGCUGGGCCCAGAUGUGUCAGGCUACUGAGAAACUGGAGUUAAUUAAAGGACAAGGCGAGCAAAAACAUACCCCUGUCCCAUAGGUAAGGGAGUUUUAGUUAGUGUAGCAGCAGCUGCAGAGGUGCAUACUCCCGGGCCACUGGAUUGUAGGGGCCACAGUGAGGAGUCUGGUCAGGGGUCAUGCAAAUUAAAGGAGAAGUUAAUGUAAAAUCAGUGGGCUCCCAAACCUUUAAUUCUUAAUCACUAACUGCAAGCAAUAUGGCAGUCCUGCUACUGACAUCACUAGGCUUUUAGGAGUCCAUACAGGACAUUGACAGCUCACUUGAUCUCUGUAGGGGCCAAAACAAACCCUUUCUCUCUAUCAGAAUAUGAGCUGAGGAUGCCGUGGCCACUCCCACUUGCUUGGUAGCCAAAUCUGGCCAAGAAUGGGCAUCUUGCACCGGGCCUGGAAAUUUCCUCUGCCCGUGGCAACUAAUUCUAUAUCUAAUAUUCAUAUAUGUCAACAGUGAGCAUCCACAGUGCAGCGAACACCUAACAAAAUAUUUCCCAUGGAUUAUCCCAGCCAAUGAGAGCUGAGCUUAUUCCCCAUUGGCUGGUCUGUAAUCCAUGUGACAAAGAAGCAGAGGCCAUUCUUUAUACAGGUGAAAGAGAGAGUAGGAGGAGCCAGUUACCCUACACUAACACUACAAAGCACAGGCCCCUUUACUCAGUGUUUGGGUUUUAUUAUCCAGUUCUAAUCAGAGGUUUUUUAGUGAUUUUUCUACCAAAGAAUGAUUGUACUGACAUUUUCUAUCUUUGAUUUCUACUGUGCAUUAAACUCCAUUGUAUGCUGA